UAGUGUUAGUGUUAGUGUUAGUGUUAGUGUUAGUGUUAGUGUUAGUGUUAGUGUUAGUGUUUUGUUGGGUUUUCGCCCUGUCCUAGUAUUUCACAAUAUAGUUACGCCUGUGUUGGGUAUACUAUUUUGUUCCUGUGAAUUUUUGGACGUUAAAGCGUGUUUUUUCCCGCAUCCUUUGCUCUCUGCGCCUGACUCCACACCCAUUCACUCAUUGAGCGUUACAGUCCAAAUGACCUCAAUCGGUGACUUGAGGGAUAAGAAAACAUUGAAACCGUGUUUAAGCAAAUACAUUGUAUACUAUAGCAGAAGUAUUUCAUAGAGUUGGCCAGCAGGUCUGGGAUCGAUCAGAGAUGUAUUUUCAUAGUCUCUCUUUCUUUGUCCCUGUUUGUCUUAGAUUGUAUAAAACACUGUCGUGGUCACAAGGAUUGUGCUCCAUCUCUCCUUAAAAUAUUCUAUGUUUGAUUUGGGACAAAAUAAAGGUUGAGAUUGAUUUAACCUUCUUGCGUAAUACUCCUCAAAUUAAAGUGUUAUACUGUAUUUCAAUAUGUACAAUGUAUUAUUAUCUGUAGGCUUUAGUAGACAACAGAAAGGCUUGACUCUAAAUCCAGAACACCUGAAAUACAUAUAUUUAUUACAAGAGGUGUAGGGUCUUUUCAGAAUAGGCCAACAGUAAUGUUUCGAUUCACUGGCAGACCCAGUUUAUGUGGACUCCUGUUUAUCUGUAUCCAUCUCAACAAGAUCAUGAUCAAAGAACAAUGCAGGUAAGACCACAGCCAUUAUAUUGGUUUAGAUGUUAGCAGCAGACAUACUCUUCAUAAAAACCACAGAGGAAGUAGUGGUAGCGGAAGUAGCCCACAGAUAAAAACAGUCAAACAGUGCUUUACGUUGCAUUAGACAAGACAAAGAUGAGUAUAGUUCAGUGUGUAUUAUCAGUGAACUAAAGACCAAGGCUCAAAUGAAGACAAUGGAUGCAUAUAAGUCUAAUGAAGGAGGGAAAGGCUUGGUUGGGAUCCUCCUCCUGCUGUUUGCAAAACAACUUCAAGGGCAACAUCCCAUCUGUGAUGACUAUAUUAGAGUGUCUCGGAACACUGUGGUUCAAGCUUUUGUCAUGGAGAAACUGACGAUUAACUGUACUGUAGGAUUCUGCACUGAUCUACCACAAGUCUCUUGGUUUAAACUGAACAAAGGCAUCUUCAAUCCUGUGACCAAAACUCCUCACAUCCAAGCCCAGUGGAAUUACUUAACAAGUAACUCAGGAAUUUCAUUCCUGCAUUUUACUAAUCCCUCCUUAGAUGAUGCUGGACUGUACAGGUGUUCAGUUAAUGCAGAUCAAUCAAUGAUCAUUAGCUAUUCCAUCACUGUCAUAGUAAAUGAUUGUCAAGCAGAGUUUUCUGUGUCUGAUGGCUGUUGGUGGAGGGCUCCCAUCUCUGCCUCUGUCACUGUGUCUUGUGGGGUGAGAUUCAGGUUUGCGCUCAUAGUGUCAUGGUGCAGGGAAGAUUGGGACACCUGUUUACCCCUAAAGGGUCCGUCCAGACACACCCUCACCUGGAAUCAUACAGGUCCAGGGACAGGUGUGUCCUACCUGACCCUCCACAACAUCACCCUGUCUGACUCAGGAUACUACCGUUGUUUCGUCUGUCUUCCUGACUACUGUGAUGUAGACACCAGAUCCAGCCAACCGAUGGGCCUUCACGUGACCAGAAGUGGUGAAGUGAUGGAACACUGUGGAGAAGAUGAACAUCCUGUCUGUGACAUGCUCAGUGUCAUCGUGGACAUCACUCGCAUCAUCCUGUUUGUGGUUGCCACCUUGGUUGUCAUGACACUGACCCUGUGUUGGGUUCUGAAAGCCAGAGGAAAAUGGAGUCCUCCAGUGUGGAAUGCAUUGGAGCUUCCAGAGUGGAGCCUGAGCAAAACAUACCACCUGACACUGAGAUGGGUGCAGAGGAAGACCUUGAUGAGGUUUAUGAUGACUGUGUGUGAUUCUGUGUAGAUAUACUCUAUUGCAUUGGGUUUAUGUUAUAGCAGACCAUUUUGGUCUUUUUGGUUGUUUUCAGUGGGUUUUGCUGGCAUGUCUGUUGCUAAUAAAUUACCAGUCAUUUUCAUGGCAUAUUAUGUAGUUGGUUUUUGAAUGGCUUGCUUAAAAUGCUCUUAAAACAGUAUAGUGUAAGAGAUGACUGUACAGGUUAUAGAUAUGUAGGCUUAGACGAGCUCAAUGUCUUGUUUGGACUUUUAAUGUAUUUUCUUUUACAAAUAAAAA
Messenger RNA from Oncorhynchus tshawytscha (Chinook salmon), 2257 nucleotides. RefSeq lists its product as uncharacterized. The transcript is spliced from 6 exons. Lineage: Eukaryota; Metazoa; Chordata; Actinopteri; Salmoniformes; Salmonidae. The coding region runs from base 956 to 1990 and encodes 344 amino acids. Gene Ontology annotation, molecular function: signaling receptor activity. Gene Ontology annotation, biological process: immune response-regulating cell surface receptor signaling pathway. The record is from RefSeq and is a predicted model, not a curated record. Gene Ontology annotation, cellular component: plasma membrane.